AUGACUACUAUGGAGACGACCCCCACAGUCAACGCUUCAGAUGUGGACGUGAAGCGACCCGGCGACGACGUGGAGAAGGACGACAUCAAGCGUCCUCGUGUGGAGGACACCGACGCCAUGGACACAGAGGAGCCAAAACCCACUGACUCCAAGGACGCCACCGAGUCCAAGCCCGACGAGGCGCCCAAGUCAGACGAGUCGGAGGUUAAGGAUUCUGAUGACAAGCCUACCGAAGAGACCAAGCCUGAGGUCAAGACGGAAGAUACCAAGGGGCAGCAGGACGAAUCCGCUCACUCUGAGGCAGCCUCUCUGCCCACUCCUUCCUCCUCCAUUGUCGAGUCCGACAAACCUGUGGUGGAAAUGCCAAAGCACCAAGUCAAGUAUGCGGCAUCAUCUCUCAAGGCCGUGAAGCGGCUCAAGGAUGCCGCACCGUUCAUCCACCCCGUGGACCCCGUCAAGCUCAACAUCCCAACAUACUUUGAGGUAAUCAAGCAUCCCAUGGAUCUUGGCACCAUGGAGAAGAAGCUCAACAACGGCGAGUACGGCACGAAAGAAGAUAUGAUUGCCGACGUUCAGCGGAUUGUCGACAACUGCCUGACUUUCAAUGGCGCCGAUUCUUUCAUUUCCAGCAUGGCCAAGUCACUCUUCACAUCGUUUGAACGUCACAUGUUCAACUUCCCCAGUGCCGACGCCCCAACAGAGCCCCAAAAGAAGAAGAAGUCUUUGGGUGGCGGUUCCAGCACCCGGACUCCUCGAGGAUCUAUGACUGCUGGCAGUGAAGAGACCUACGCACUACAACCCAGUGGCGUCCCCACUAUUCGACGGGAGUCUGCUAUCGACGGGCGACCGAAGCGGGAAAUUCAUCCCCCGAAGCCAAAAGACCUCCCUUACACCAAUAUUAAGCCCCGCAAGAAGAAGCACGCUAUUGAGCUCCGAUUCUGCAACCAGGUGCUUAAGGAACUAACCAGCAAAAAACAUGAGGAGUACUCGUUCCCCUUCCUUCUCCCAGUGGACCCCGUGGCUCUCAACUGCCCCUCGUACUUCAAGAUCAUCAAGGAGCCCAUGGACCUGUCCACUGUGCAGGAAAAGAUGAACAACAACGCCUACGAGACUGCGGACGAGUUUGAGAGCGACGUGCGCCUCAUUUUCAAGAACUGUUACCGGUUCAACCCUGAUGGCACUCCCGUCAACAAGAUGGGCAAGAGACUCGAAGCCAUCUUCGACAAAAAGUGGGCUGAGAAGCCCAUCCCCCCUCCUUCUCCUCCCCCAACGAUGGACGACUCCUCUGACUACGACGAGUACUCUUCGGAUGAGGACCUCGCCUCUUCUAUCACUAACCCUGCCAUUGCAUUUUUGGAAGAGCAGAUUGAGAGAAUGAAGCAGGAACUCACCAAGAUGAAGAAGGACGCUGCUCGAGAGAUGAAGCGGUCUCGACGGCGAGGCUCGUCCAAGCGAUCGAAGUCCAGUUCUAAGCGAAAGGGUUCGCGGUCGUCCGAUUCCGGCGGAGUGGUUGUCUCCUACGAGAUGAAGAAGGAACUCAGUGAGCGAAUUCCCCAGCUCAAGGAGAAGCAGCUUCAGCAUGUCAUCAAUCUCAUUCACGAGUCGAUGCCCCAGCUUAAGAGUGAGGGUCAGGAUGAGAUUGAGCUGGACAUGGACCAGCUCGACCCCCACACGCUGAUGAAGCUGUACAACUAUGUUGUCAAGGACGACAGCAAGAAGAAAUCAUCUUCAGGAGGCAAGAGUACGUCUUCCUCCCGACCUUCUUCUUCUGUCUAUCCUGGUCAGCGGAAAAAGUCCAAGCCCAUGUCUGAGAGUGAGCAGGCACAGCAGAUUGAGCAGAUUCAGAAGAAGCUGCGACAGUUUGAUGAGGCUGAGGGCGGUUCUGCUACCCCUCCUCCCACCAACGGCCACUUUGAUGAUUCGUCUGACGAUGACAGUGGUUCCAGUAGUGAAGAGGAGUAA
Molecule: messenger RNA, 1962 nt
Organism: Yarrowia lipolytica CLIB122
Lineage: Eukaryota; Fungi; Ascomycota; Dipodascomycetes; Dipodascales
Biological process (GO): chromatin remodeling; regulation of DNA-templated transcription
Cellular component (GO): nucleus; chromatin
Source: RefSeq, a predicted model, not a curated record